AUGGGGGACGAAUCGUCGGAGGAUGUGAUGACUGAUGCGGACUUUGAGAAGGCAUUAGAUGCACUUCGAGAACAGGAACCGACUGGAGAAGUGGGCGAACUGUUGAAGAUGAUGAAUGAAAAUCGCAUGAUCAGUUGGGAGGAAGCAGAGCAAAUUUUGGGUGGCUCAAGCUAUAAUGAACCCGUGAAGUCGUCUCUGCCCGAACAAACCCGACCUUCUGAACCCGAUAAUGAUACCGAUGUGGACGUCUCCAUUCAGAGAUUAACACAGGAUGAUCCGGAACUGAAAGAAAUCAACCUCAACAACAUGAAACGAACGCCCAUACCACAAGUGAAGAGGUUAAUAUCAGCGAUACGCGACAACACACACCUGGAGAAACUUGCACUAGCCAAUAUGGGUUUAUACGAUUCAAAUGUUGAGCCUUUGAUCGAUGUUGUUGAGAAUAAUGAAACGUUGAAGUCGAUAAAUUUAGAGACAAAUUAUCUCAGCGGUGAUUUCUUUUCAAAAUUAUUCAAAGCUGCCUUAAAGAAUCAAACUCUCGAAGAGGUAAAGGCCGUCAAUCAGGGAGUAACAUUCUCAACAACAUCCGAAAAGGAGAUAAUCGAUGCGAUUUUUGAGAAUCGUGGCAUUAUAAAAGUAUCUAUAAAUCUGCGUUUACCUGAAGGAAGGCAUAAAAUCGAGAAUGCAAUGCUCAGAAACGGUGAAAUAAAACGUGUCCUGCGCCGGCAAGCAGCCCAGGCGGCCAAAGCAGCCGCCGAAGAAGAGGCAAAAAAAGCCGAAUCAGCCCCAAAGCCGACGACAGCCACCGGGAAGAAAACCGAUGAGGUAACCAAACCCAAGAAAGCACUUAACAAGACUGCAAGCCCCACAACUCCAGCUAAAACCACUGCAGCUAAACCUGCACCAUCUAAGCCUGCAACUGCACCAAAAACUUCACUCACUAAAACUCCAGCCUCUGAUGCUAGCAGCACAGAUACGAGCAAGAAGGUGCCACCUAAGACUGCACCUAAAAACACCACCGCCAAAGGCACUGCUGCAUCAAGCACAAAAACACCACCGCUUUCUAAGAGCACCGCACUUGAAGGAACGCCGAGCAGUGGUCAGAAACCAGCUGCUGGUACCACCAAAAAAUUGGCUACAGCCAAACCCACCGAUGCGGCCGGAACAACUGAAAAGGUCUGA
Anisakis simplex (herring worm) is the source of this 1182-nucleotide messenger RNA. Lineage: Eukaryota; Metazoa; Nematoda; Chromadorea; Rhabditida; Anisakidae. The record is from the annotation of a GenBank genome assembly.